Dentiscutata heterogama is the source of this 835-nucleotide messenger RNA. Lineage: Eukaryota; Fungi; Glomeromycota; Glomeromycetes; Diversisporales; Gigasporaceae. The record is from the annotation of a GenBank genome assembly.
AUGACUUCAAAGACCAGUAAAAUUAUUAAAGGCACAAAGGUCAGUGAGAGGCCUACAACACGAGCGUCAACGAGGACUGAACUUCCUUUUAAAUGCGACACUGACUCUGAGAAGUCACAAAUAAUUUUCACAAACAAACCAGCUGAUACUGUUACGCCGUCGGCGACUAUAUCUGCAGCGACAACGCGCGCUAGUUCUGUCGACCCUCCGCGACAACUCUCAGAGAGUUUAACGAAGGUUAAGAGGCGGAAUUGCCAAAGUAACAAAAAAGACGGAGUGGUUCACAAAAAAUCCAGUAAGACAAAGAAAGCUACUGGAAAGACCAUCGAGAUAGAUUACUCUAGUCACCCAUCAGACGAUGAAGAUGAUUUGGCAAAAAAGCGCGCAUACCGGGCUAUAGAAAAACGUGCCCGAGAAAAGGUUUGUGAAUUUAUUAAUAUCAAGGCUAGUGUUUUGGCUUAUAAAAAGAAGGAACUUGAAGAUGAAUACCUAUCGUUAAUCGAGAAGACACAUCCCGCAUAUGUGGAAACUAUAGGGAGAUUGGAUGAAGAACAUCAAAAAAUGCAGCAGCUUCUUGAAAACAAUCGUUUACUAGAGAUUCAACAAAGUCAAAAUUUGUAUGAAUCACAAGUUUCGCAAAUACGUCACGUAGCUUUGCAUGAAAGACGCAUUGCAAGAGAAGCUAUUUUACAUGAUAUAGAAGUCAGGAAAUAUAAACUAAUAAAGGAACAUAAGGACCUUGAUAAAAAAGACCCUAGGGAUCAUAUGAUUGAUUUGGUUGUGAGAGAUGGUCAAACUCAACCAGCAUUAACAAGUGUUGAAAAUAGUCAGCAUC